Messenger RNA from Triplophysa rosa, 6765 nucleotides. It is a transcript of the gene kiz, whose product is annotated as kizuna centrosomal protein. Gene Ontology annotation, biological process: spindle organization. Gene Ontology annotation, cellular component: centrosome. The record is from RefSeq and is a predicted model, not a curated record. The transcript is spliced from 14 exons. The coding region runs from base 709 to 2727 and encodes 672 amino acids. Lineage: Eukaryota; Metazoa; Chordata; Actinopteri; Cypriniformes; Nemacheilidae.
AUCAUAUUAGAGAAACAUGGCCCGGUUUCACAGACAAAAUGAAUGAGUGACCUGUCUUAACUGAAUAUAACUUGCCCAGAAAUAUCUUAAAAUAUAUCCGCGCCAUUGUUUUGUCUCAAGAUGCAAACCAUGCCUUCUUCUAAGGCAUUUUUAUAAAGCGACAUAAAUAUCUUAAUUCAACCAAGGCAUAGUCCUGGCCUAAGCUAAGCCGUGUCUCUGAAACCAGGCCAUAUGCUGUUAUAUAUAAGAUGUCUGUCAUCAUAAGCUGUAUGUCAACAUAUAGCAUCCGUAAAAUAAUGUUAUUGACAAAAUAUCAUAUGAUAUAUAUUUUUUAUAUACAAGACUGUUCCUUCCUACUAUCUCUAAGCUUUUUAGAGCUGCUUGUACCCGAAACUAAAACCUGAAAAAGUUUUUUUUAAGUCUUGCUUUCAUGCUGUAUCGUUUUGUAUUUAAAACAUGCAGUUAUAAUGUGUUUAACGUCACAUUCAUUUUCAAACUGUGCUCUCUUUUAUUAACGCUCCCAUAUGUUGGCUGAAUGGUUUUAUCUCUAAUAAUAAAAUUUUAAGGAGGAAUAGGUAGACCAUGCACUGACUCAUUGAUGAUUUUAUGAUACUUACUGUGUCAUCUGUUUCUGUUUAAGUGCUUGAGAUCGGUUUGUUUUUAUGACGGCUCUAUUAAAUGCAUUUAUGAAAAAUAAAAAACUGUGAGAUGAGGUCAUGGUGGUCAAGGGUGUGUGAGAGAACUAAGAUGAAGUGUGCCAAGAUGCUCUGCUAUUACAAGGCGCUGCACGAGAGAGAGCGGCAAGCAAAGACGCGCAACCUUGAACUUCUCGAGAAUGUCGAGAGCUUGGCAGGAAAAUUGAAAGAAUUUUCCAUUGAUUGUAGCCGGCUGCUUCAAAAGAGGAUGGAGUACAAGAAUCGUAUUACCAGACUGAAGAAAGACGGGAAGAAAAUAGAGAGCAGGGGAGAAUCGGAAGCAUAUGAGCAACCAAACAGAUUCCUUCUGCCCGGCACGCGUGCAACAUCACAGAGUGCUGUCAUCUUUACGGGUCACCCGACCUCCAGUGGCUCAUUUGGAAAAGAUGGCAUCAUCACCACACACUUACUAGCUCGGACAGAGCUCAUACCUAAUCACCCUUCACUCUCUCCUCACCAAAGUGCCCUUUCGAUGUACGGCCGUGUUUCAAACGCCACACACCCUGCCGUCUUAUCUGAUGACAUUCUAAAAUCAGGUGUUUGCCUUGAGGGUGCACGUGUCAGCGACGUGCACGGUCAGCAGAUGGAGUCUGAUUCUGACUUCUCUCAGAGGGAAGGCGAGCCCCGGAGACGGGAGGAUCUCGACUCGGCCUCGAAAGAAGCUGAAGUGUCCUCUCGAUCUGUGACCUUGAAGAGGCCUGCAGCCGUUGUGUCAUUAGAGCGAUGUCCGACCCGCAGUCCUCCACCGGAUACUACUGAUCCAAGAGAUUCCCCUCAAUAUAGAAGUUCUAGAGGUGAGGAUGAGGCACUGUCUGCGGAGGAGAAUAGUGGAUCAGUGCUAGGAAAUCAAGAUCUUCCAGAUCACUCUCAAAGCAGAUGUCCCAGCAUUCCCAGUCCAGCUGUUGAAAGUAGACCAGAACCAUCAGCACAUAAACACCGUGACAUUUCAGUUUUAACAAAUCACACCUCAAGAAGAGAUGGUAAAACUCAAGAGCAGAAUGUAAUACACAUUCAGGAGGAGCCUGUCACACAUCAGUCUGGACGGCCUGGUGCUCUUGAACCCCCAAACAGGCUGUGCACUGGAGGAUUUUGUCAUCUUCUAGACCGCGUCGAGCGACGUCUCCGUGCUAAAGAUGUGACCAUAUAUCAGCGCGGCACAGUCAGUGAGCAGAAACUCGGAGAUAUCAUCAGUAUAUGCAGGCAGCGUGGCAGUCUGGAUGAUGUGGACCUGCAGAUGUGUGGCGCUGUGAUUCUUCAUCAGUUGCCCCUGCUGUGCUGUAAUCUGCCUCAGAGAUGUCUGUUACCUGCUGAUCUCAUCGACACUCACUGGUCAUCAACUACAAAGCAAGAACAGAUCAGAUCGUGUCUGUCUGCUGAAGGAGCUUCGCUGUGGGAACAAUGUUUCAGACACAUGCUUUAUCUGCAGAAUCAAAAUGUUCUGAGCACAGACCUCGUAGUUCAGAUCUUCACUCCAUUGCUGGUGCUCAACAACGCCACCUACACAGACAAGGCAGGAGAGCUGCUGAAGAGGCUUCUGGCCUACGAAUCUGAUACCCGUCAGCCGUCAGAAAGCGAACGGCCGUCUUCUAGCAGCUUGUCUUCGCUUCUGGACGACAGCGUGGAAAUCAAACCCGCCAGGCCUUCCAAAAGAUAUUCUCCAGUCGCUGAAACACGAGAAAUUCAAAGUGCUGAAGAGGACAGUGCCGACCAAAGCCCAGUGGAAAGUAUUCCUAUUAGAGAGACCAACGCAUAUCAGCUGCUUAAACAAACUGUGGCACAAGAGAGACGCUGCAGUGAUACGGAGGAAGAGGAUUCUGAGUCGUCAGACAUCACCAAAUCAGAAAGGGCUGAGGCACUCCGAGAUUCUACAACACAAAAUAGCCGGACGAAUGUUAAAAAUAAAGUCAACGCUUUCUCUGCCAUCCAGUCAAAGGCAUUUUGGGGAGAAUCAGACGACUCUGAGAUCGAAAUGGCCCUACGUCCUCAAUCCCGUAACGGAGACGCCAAUGACUCUGAUGAUUUUUAUGAUUGAUGUUAUGCAGUCGACCGUCCGCAGUGAAGGGUUUUUUUUUUUCAACGAGAAGUUAAUACGUUUGAAAGAGACGCCUUCGUACGAUUGAAAAACAAACAAAAAUCUUCAGAGAGGAACGAAUGCGACAUUCCGUGAAAACAAAUAAGAGCGAGCCUCUUUAUUGUGGCCAAAGACUGUGAAGGGUUUUCAAAACAUGUCGAUGUUAACCCUGCUUGAAUCUCUUUAGCUGAACAACACUUGGACCUGGUUGAAAUAGAUUAAACUUGGUUUUUAAAGUGAUUCCUUUGCACUGUGCUGAAUAUUACGCAUUUUCGAUGCUGCAGGUAUCUGGCGGCGAGUUGGAGUGGAAUGCUCUGAGUCAACUCCAAUGAAAAGCCAGUGCACAAUGGCCACUCCGCAUGGUGCUGGAACACCUUUGAACUCGCUCAAGUACCCGUGGCCCAUUUAGGAGGACAAAAUGCGUUGUGCUCAUCUCGGUAGGGAAACAAACGCUCUCUGUACUCGCGGUGGCUUGAACCUGUUUUCGUCAGCUGAAUGCGACAGUGUCUGCCUGUCUUUUUCACGCCAACGAUAUUUGGACCGGAGUCCGCUUCGGUGCAAUGCGCAAUAGUUCAUUUUCAGGUCUUCAUGUAUUCUGAUGAGGGAGAUGUUACAGGAAUUUGUAACAAAUUUACGAGAUUGCUCAUUCGGAGGAUCGUACGAAAACGUGAUUAUUAUCAAAACUGAAGCCCCUCCCCUAAGCAACCAUCACUGGCACGAAAGCAGAUCGUAGUAAAACGAAAAAACGAUGAUUACGAAUUUCCAUGAAGUUGUGUUGUUCUGACCACUUUUUGCGAGAUUUUCAGUUGCAUUUGAUAUAUUCUGUUUUAUUGUCAUAAACAUUCGUGUUAUUGUAAACAACCACAAAUGUUUGACGUUCGCUUUAUUUUCAAAGUUCUCUUUUAAUAGGCCGCUCCAUUACUGUUAUUAAUACUGUUAUAUUCGAAGACUUGUGGUUAAAAUUAGAUUUAAUUAGGAAAAAAGCACCGAUCAAACACAUCAAUAUCAUUACAGUAAUAACGGUUAUUUUUCCGAAAUGGCCGCCGCGACUGCAGCAGCCCUUUUCUAAUGGAGCUGAAAAUAACAUUACAAAGUAAAAUUGCUGUACACUGAUAUCCAAAACUGUUUUCCCAGCCGUCAACAAUCACCUGUGACUCGAGGUUUCUCAUUUUGCCUGUGACUCCGAGUUCAUUUGGUUUUUAUCGUCGCUGCGUUGUAUUUAACAUGCACACAGGCACGUUAUCCUGUAAUGAUACCCAAUCCGUGGCAUUCUAGCCAUCAGUAGGAUUCCAUUAGUUCGCUUUUAGGUAACUUCAUGGAGCCGAUACCACUAAAGUAGGACUCCACACUCAUUAGCCGUAAUGGCCGCGGACAGCCCUGACCCGCACGUGCCUGCAUAAUUUGGGGAUUGCUAAAAAGGCUCCCCUCGUAUAAUAUAUGUGUUAAGGAUCAUGUCAACAGAUACUUGUGUGACCGAGAGAGAUACUGUGCCCGCCGCUUCUGUAAACAGAUUUCAGGGUGAGAAAACAGAGCACAUUAUCAAUAACCACUAACAUAAUUCUAAAUAUACCGGAUGUGUUUUUCAAAAACUGUACCACUCUUUAGUCGGUCUCGGCAGGGAACGCUUUCUUGAAAUCUUCUUUCAUUUAAUAGAUCAACAGAAGAAAGACUCACAUGCGGGUUUUGAAUGUCAUGAGGGAGAAUAAAUGAUGACAAUAUUUAUGUUUUUACCCAUGAAUAGGCUACUUGCUUUUCAAAGCAUGCAUUUUUCCAGGAUCUUUUAAUGGAACUGAAAUGUUUGCUAAAUGGCUUCUGCUAAAUGACUAAAUGUAAAUGUUUGCCGAACUCGCUUAUGGUGCGGCACACUUACCGUUUUUACAAUCAUCUUUAGUCUACAGUAGGCUACAUUGCCUUUAUUGGUCGUGAUUUUGUAAAGUCCCGGGGCGUGCAAGUGAAACUUAUUCUGCCGGUGAAUAAUACGCUGCGAAGGCCAGACGUGUCUUUGUUUUUGGAACAAUGACAAUGAAAGACGGGAAGACCCAGAUGAAAGCAAGUACGGAAGUUAAACACUCAUUAACAAUGAUCUGCCAGCAUUCUGCUAUUUGCAUAUUGCGUGUCUAAUUUAUUCACGUUUAUUCGACAAGUUGAAGUUUCAAGUGUGUCCCUUCCACUCUCCCCUAUCCACUUUUAUUUUUAUCAGGGAAUAAUGAUUUAAAACAAGGUCAUUUGAUCUUCUCUUUCAAUAGACCAAUAAUGAAAUAUUCAUUCACUCGCCCGUGGUUUCUCUCACAGUGUUUCUGAGGAUGUUCAGCAAGACACAAAGGCCGAGCUUUUCAUCAUUCGAGCCCACGAAUAUAAAUAAUUAAGCACCUUUUUACCUAAAAAAACAACCUAUAGUUUACCUAAUAUGGGAUUUUAUUGGUGUCUAAGCAGAAGCCAUUCUGUAAUAUGCAAAUUGAAUGUAGAGAAUGUGGGCUGUGUGAAAUAUGGAAGCUUUUCGGAGGAUUAUAAAGACUAUAUGCAGUGUGCUUUGUCCUUUCUAAUGGCUCUGCAUGAACGAUCUGUAGUGCAACAUCUCCAUCUCAGCACAUUUGUUUGUAUUCAGACAGCAGUUUUUAUGGCUCAGUCGACCUGUUUGUACGGAAUCUGUCCUCUGACAGAUUGUUGCUGUGCUGUGUUUCCUAAUGUAUUCAUUCUGUUUGUGAGCAAUGAAAUAAUGAGUUUUUCAGCAUUUAUUAAAGGGAUAGUUAACGUAAAAAUCCUGGUUUUAAAUCUGUAAAUUAAUCUUUUGUGAAAAACAAAAUAUAUUUUGAGAAAUGUCUCGGUUGUUUUGUGUUCAUACAAUUGAAGUCAGUGGGUUUCGGUGUUGUUUAAUUUCCAGCAUUCUUAAAAAUAUCUUAUUUUGUGUUCAGCUGAAGAAAGAAUGGCAUACAAGUUUGAAAUGACAUGAAUGGCAUAACGUGGUAGACGUGGAAUGGCAUAAUCCUGGGAAAAUCAAAACAUUAUGACUAUAUACUGCUAUUUCAUACUUAGUGUAUAAUGCACAGCAGUGUUACUGGUAGAUCAAAAGUGAAAGUGACCUAUUAAAGUGAAAGUGACCUAUUAGUCAGAUAUGGUGACCCAUACCCGAAAUGUGACAUCUGCAUUUAACCCAUCUAGCAAGUGGUGAACACACGUACACCCGGACGUGAACCCCGUUCAGAUUACAUGCGAAAAAGCAACACGAUCCCAUUCAUUUCAAUGGAGAGCUGGCGACUUCCGGCGACCAAAUGGGGCUUGUCUAGCGAUGCAACAAAGUUGAGAAAUGUUCAACUUUAUGCAAACGAGGAGCGACAUUUGGGAGCGACAGCCAAUAGGAGUGAAAAUAGGAGCCAAGGUCAACGCCGCCGCCGCCAUAUUGGUGAGGGCAAAAGCCGACUACAAUGACAUACGACUGAAUGGUGGAGCUGCAGUUUUCUGGAUAAAAACACAUCAUUUUCAUUUCUCAACUAAUUUCAAUACUCUUCUAUUUACGUGGACUACAGAAACAUUUUGGCUCCAGGUAAAGAUGGUUAUUGACUUGAAAAUGUAUUUAUCGUCAUACGGAACUGUUAAAACUCAGGCUUGUCAAGUUAUCAUUUAGGCUUAAUAAUUGUGUACACAUCAUCGCUAAUGUGAAAUAAUUUAAGGUAGAUUAAAUGCACAUGAUCAGAAAACAGCUCGUUCACUUUAAAAUCCUGGGAAAAUCAAAACAUUUACUAUAUGACUAUAUACUGCUAUUUCAUACUUACUGUAUAAUGCACAGCAGUGUUAAUUGUUUUACUAUAUCACAUACAUCAUGUUUUACUGCGGUAACGGUUUUACCGGAUUAAAAAAAGAGAAUCCUUUAUCUUUGAAAAUGUCUAAAAUAACUACAGAAAAAGCCAUUUUUUACAACAUUGGUUUUUAUAUAAUACGUAAAUUAAACUAUAUUACCUCGGGUGUUUUGUUCGAGGAUUCAAAUAAAACUCAGAAGCGAUC